UCUCUCUCUGCAGCAGAUUUGAAGAUUGUGAAUCAGUGAAGCUUAAGCACCUCCAAAAAUUAUCAAAUUUCCUUCUGAUCUUUGUUCUUCUCCAUGUUCUUUCAUUUCUUUUUUAUUUCUUCUAGAUCUGAUCAUAACUUCAUCCCGGUGUACCCAAAAUUCAUCGGAAAAGCAGAAGCAAAAAGAACCGGUUCGAAUCUCAAAAACCGGUCACAGUUCUCAGAACCGCACGGUCCGACCAGGGUUCGCACGAGUCCUUAUUUUUUUCACAUAGAGCGGUUCUUGAAGCUAAAAAAAACUGCAAAACUGAAAGGUUCACGAUUUUUCUGAUCGGACCGUACGGUCCAGUCUGGGUUUCAAAACCAUGAUUCUCCCCCACACACACACACGCACAAAAUAAUAAAAAGGUUUAAGAGUUGUAUUUUUUCCCUAGUUUUAUUUUUCGUUGGAGGUAGGUUUGUGUGGAUAACAAUUAGUUCAGUCACUAAAUUAUUUUCAAUUAUUUACCAAAAGGAUUGACUUCAAUUUACACGAUAAAUACAAUUCAUGAAAAGGAAAAUGUUAAUUUUUUGGUAUCCCAAUAAUUUAAUAUAAUAUGUAGGAUAUUAUCAUUUACACUCUUAAACUAUACUCUUUUUACACUUACUUCAUGUACCAUGAGAAUGCAUACUUAUUAAACUAUACAUUUUUUUUAUACCUUCCAUCAUAAACUAUGAAAAUAUACAUUUUACUCCCCUAAAUUACACCACUUUUACACUUAUUCCUUUAAAAUAUGAAAAUACAAGCUUACAUCACUAAACUAUUACCCAUAGAAUGGGGGGCUAAGUGUUAUACGGUAAAAAAUUUAAAGCCUAAGUGGACACUUUCAUAAUUUAUGGGGGCAAGUAUUAUAUAGGAAAUAAUUUAGAGGGAAUAAAAUAUUCAUUCUCUUAAUUUAUGGGGUAAGUAUAAAAGAAGGUAAAAUGUAAUUUCUAAUUUAAUAUAGUAUAUGGGCAUGGCACCCUAGAAUAUAGGAAGGAAAAAUACUAGAUAAGAAUUAAAUAGAAACUCCAAAUAUCACCUUGAUUUGAUAAAAACCAAAAAGAUUUUUGAAUUAUCAAGAAAAUUUGUCCAAUUGAAAAUAAGUAGUUUCCUAGAAUGUAUUUUCAAUUGAAAAUACUUUUGAGUGGAAAAUAUUCCAAAAUAGUUCAAACACUUUUUUUUUUUUUUCAUUAUGUCUACACAAGCUACGGUUCGUGUCCAUUUUUCUAUUAUCUUACAUUGUUAAUUGUUUAAGAAGUCAUCUGCGUCUCAUGUGCUUUUACUUGUAUAGGUGUUAGAGUAAUUGGCUAGAGUUCUUAAAGCAGUCGUUUGAGUUUGUUAGAAGCUGUUAUUAAUGUUCUAAUGGCUAGUUACUUAAGUAACUUAAUGGUAGCCUCUGUUUUCAUUGUAUAAAACAAAGGAACUUUUUCCAGAUUAGUCGAUUUAAUGAACUCAAUUUUUCAUUCUGAUUUACUUGCUCAAUUGAUCUUCUCUGCAUAGUUUUAGCACAUUCCAAGUGAAGUUUUUCACAUAUAUAGUUGGGAAAUCAUGCUUGCCAUUUUGCUCGACCUCUUCCUUUUAAAACUUCGAAUCUCGUCUUCACCUAGCAUUAUCUCCAUGGUAACUUGACAUGCGCUUUUCUCCAUGAAAAUCCUAUGUGGAGUCUGAAACCAAAUCAGAUUGCCAUUCUGUAAUCUUGAGUUUAUGGUGUAUUCAGUAUUGUUUCUGCCUUAUGUGGUAAGGAUUUCAUGACUAGAUCAUAUCCUUGCUACAUCAUCUAAUAGGGCCCGGACUGAUGCUUCUUAUAACAAAGGCGGUGGUGGUGAGCAGGUAUAUAUAUAUAUUCUCGGGAAUGAAAAUCCUAUGUGGAGUCUGAAACCAAAUCAGAUUGCCAUUCUGUAAUCUUGAGUUUAUGGUGUAUUCAGUAUUGUUUCUGCCUUAUGUGGUAAGGAUUUCAUGACUAGAUCAUAUCCUUGCUACAUCAUCUAAUAGGGCCCGGACUGAUGCUUCUUAUAACAAAGGCGGUGGUGGUGAGCAGGUAUAUAUAUAUAUUCUCGGGAAAGAUAAGAUACCGAGAUGUGACAAAUAUAUAUAUUUUUAGAUAAUUGCCGUAUGCUUCUAAUCUCACAGUUCGAACAAUUUCCUUGUUAAACUUCUAAGCACUUUGUGCAUGCAACAGUACCAAUUAAUGUACAAGACUCUUGCCAUGAGCAAUUCUAUAGGUUGUGGGUGUUGGUAGUCAGUUGUCCCCUACCCCUCCCCCAUAUUUUAAAUGAUUUCCUAUUCUCGAUUCUCCUACAGCUUGAUCCUUUGACUAUAAUAUUUUGAGCUUCAAGGAUGUUUUUCCACACACAAGAUGAUUUGGUUUCUAUUACACCACCAUGAAGGAGCAAUAUGAAGCAAAGUACCUAGCCUUGAGAUCUUGGUGUAGUAAGGAAAAAAGGAACCUGGUAUAUGAAAAAGAUGUUCAGUUCUGAUAUUAUCAUUGACGUUAAAGAUGUCACGCCCGCCCAGCGGCACCCCAUGUGUUGCAUCUACAAGGUCCCCAACAAACUUCGCGAGGUAAAGGAAGAAGCCUACACUCCAAAGCUUAUUUCAAUAGGCCCUGUACAUCACAACAAGAAGGAACAGGACAACAAAAUGGAACAGGACCACAAGAAGGAACUGGAGAAUAUGGAACGUUUGAAACUAAAAUAUUUCAAGGAAUUCUUUUGCCAGACAACUUGUAAAGGCCAGAAGGAAUUUGCAGACAUCAUUGAGAACAGAGAAGAGACUAUCCGCCAUUGUUAUGCAGAAGAGAUCUCAUCUUCUUUACCCGAAAAGAAAGAUUUCUUGCAAAUGAUUCUAUUGGAUUCUAUCUUUAUCAUUGAGCUCUUCUUGAGGACUGCUGCAAGGGAAGGAUAUGAGAAGGAUGAUUAUAUAUUAAGUAAACCAUGGCUGGAGGAAGGCAUAAAGCAUGACUUGAUAUUACUUGAGAAUCAACUUCCAUUUUUUAUUCUUGAUGAUUUAUAUCGUCACAUUGGAAGGUUUCCAGGCUUUCAUAAUUCUUUUCUUAACCUUGCCUGGAAUUACUUUUUUCCCAAUGACAACUGCAAGAACAUACCCAAAAAGAAGGAAGUAAAACAUUUCACUGAUUUGCAGAGAUAUUUCUUCUAUUCACCCAAAUUGGAAAGUAGUGACAGAAUUAUUGAACAUCUAUAUAGUGCAACAAAGCUGGACACAGCAGGAUUGAAUUUCAAGAAGUGGGAGAAAAAACCACCAGAAGAAGAUAGACGUUUGCUUGACAUUCAAAUCAAGAAGCCGGAUCCCUUGGAAAUUUUUCCAUGCUUCAAUUGUUCAUGGCUCUUGCAUUGCUUACCUUGCUUGAAAUGCUUUUGGUGCUUGAAACGUAUGCAAACUAGCUUGGUAAUCCCACCCUUUGUGAUAAAUCAUGGAACUGAACACAUUUUCCGAAACAUCAUGGCCUUGGAGCAGUGUCAUUAUCCAAAAGAAGCUUACAUAUGCAAUUAUAUCGUGCUAUUGGAUUUUCUUAUAAACACUAGAGACGAUGCGGAGUUGCUUGUUGACAAAAAGAUUAUUGUUCACUCGCUAGGCAGCAAUAAAGAAGUUGCCAAAAUGGUUAACAAACUUGGCAAAGAAAUUGUGGAAAAAAAUUCAUGUUACCUUAAGGUCGCUGAAAAUCUUAAUGAACAUUAUGAAAACUGGUGGAAUAAAAAUAUCGCAUCCUUGAAAACAGUAUAUUUCCGUGAUAUUUGGAGAGGCACCGCAACUUUUGUUGGAAUUAUAGUCCUGCUUGUAACUGUCGGCAAUUUCCUUAGGCCUUUUGUCUAUCACAAAUAAGUUUCCUUUAUUAUGGUACUGUAAUAUCAGUUGGAAAUUGGGCUUUGGUUGUA
Molecule: messenger RNA, 3914 nt
Organism: Quercus lobata
Lineage: Eukaryota; Viridiplantae; Streptophyta; Magnoliopsida; Fagales; Fagaceae
Product: UPF0481 protein At3g47200-like
Exons: 2
Coding region: 2476-3861 (461 amino acids)
Source: RefSeq, a predicted model, not a curated record